CAAGCCCUACCCUUUGGCUGGCGGUGACGCCACUUCCCGGGCGGCCCCAGAUCCUCUAGGCAGAAGUAGACGUCCUUGUCACCCCCACGUCGUGGAAAUGGUAAUUUCAGAAACUAUGGAUAUACUCUUCAGAAUAAGAGGAGGCCUUGAUCUGGCUUUCCAGCUACCAACUGCUAAUGAAAUUUUUAUCAAGAAGGCAUUAAAACGUGUAUUGAGUGACCUGUCGAAAAAGCUUUCUUCAAAUGCACUUGUAUUCAGAAUUUGCCAUAGUUCAGUGUAUGUAUGGCCUAAUAGUGACAUAAACACCAUUCCAGGAGAACUGACUGAUAGCUCUGCUUGUAAGAACAUAAUGCGCUUUAUUAAAUCUGAGCAGGAAGAAGAUACAAAACGAAAAUUCAUGAGAAAGAAAGACAAAAAAUUAUCAGACAUGCAUCAAAUAGUAAACAUAGAUCUUAUGCUGGAAAUGUCAACAUCUCUGGCUGCUGUAACCCCCAUCAUUGAGAGGGAAAGCGGAGGACAUCACUAUGUUAAUAUGACCUUGCCAGUCGAUGCAGUUCUGUCUGUUUCUCCAGAAGAAACAUGGGGAAAAGUUCGUAAACUUCUAGUGGAUGCAAUUCAUAAUCAACUAACUGAUAUGGAAAAAUGCAUUUUGAGAUAUAUGAAAGAAACAUCUAUCGUGGUUCCUGAACCAUUGCACUUUUUAUUACCAGGAGAAAAAGGUCUUGUAACAGUUUCAUAUCCAUCAGGAAUUCCGGAUGGCCAGCUGCAGGCCUAUAGAAAGGAGUUACAUGAUCUCUUCAAUUUGCCAUGUGACAGACCUUAUUUCAAAAGGUCUAAUGCUUAUCACUUUCCAGAUGAGCCAUACAAAGAUGGUUACAUUAGAAAUCCACACAUUUAUCUUAAUCCACCUAACAUAGAAGCCCAUAUG
Molecule: messenger RNA, 928 nt
Organism: Marmota monax (woodchuck)
Lineage: Eukaryota; Metazoa; Chordata; Mammalia; Rodentia; Sciuridae
Product: ufm1-specific protease 2
Source: RefSeq, a predicted model, not a curated record